AUGGGUCAUUUGACACGAUUAUCAACAGGUGAUACUGAUGUUGAUGACGAAAAUGAGAGAGAUGAGGAAGAUGAUAGAGAUUAUGCAAUCGACACAGAUGAGAUUCAUUUACCUAAUGAUGAUGAAAAUUGUUGUCAAGCAGAAAAUAUUGAUUUGGUGAUGGUCCAACAAGUUGUGGAAUGUGAAAGCACAAGAUUUGUGAACCUUGAAGUUGGUGAUAGGUCUAAUAAUCCUAAGGUUGAGUUUGAGGUUGAAAACACAUCACUAGUUGCCUCUCCACAUGGUACCCAAUUCAAUAUCUCUAAUGACAACCUACAGGAAACAUUUGUACCCGUUUCAUACCAUAUGCCACCUACACCACAAUUUUUAAAUAUGGACGUGGCAAUUAAUUGUGUUGUAAGUGAUUGGACUCCAUGGAAAAAGCCAACUUUAGGAAAUGUUGAUGGAGAAUUAUCAAUUGGCCAAAUAUUUUCCUCAAAAUCAGAUUUGCAACAUGCUGUGAAGAUGUUUUCCAUAAAGGCGCACCAAGAGUUUACUGUUUAUAGAUCAAAUGCAAGUGUGUUAGUUCUUCAAUGUAAAAAAGCACCAGAGUGCCAAUGGCGACUAAGGGCAAUGACAGUGAAAGAUACGGGUAUGUUUAGAAUCACAAAGUACAAAGGUCCUCAUACAUGUGUCAAUCCAUGUAUUAAUCAAGAUCAUUCACAGUUGGAUUCUAGCUUUAUAUCUAAGUAUAUUGAAACAUUGGUGAAGGCAGAAAUGACCAUUACAGUUGCUGCAAUUCAAGCUGUUGUUGCGGAACAAUUUGGUUACCAAAUUUCUUAUCAAAAAGCAAUGAAGGCAAAAAGGAAAGCAAUGACUCGAUUAUUUGGUGAUUGGUACAAGUCUUAUGCAGAGUUGCCUCGUUUCUUCCUUGCCUUGGAGCAGUCAAAUCCUGGAUGCAUUAUGUAUUCCAAAAUGGUUCCUGGAAACAAUCCGAAUGAAGAAAUAUUUCAUCGUGUUUUUUGGGCAUUCGCUCCAUCUAUUACAGGGUUUGCACACUGUCGACCAGUUCUCAGUAUUGAUGGGACACAUUUGUAUGGAAAAUAUAAAGGGACUUUGUUGAUUGCUAUGGGAUGUGAUGGUAAUAACCAAUUGUUUCCACUUGCAUUUGCCAUUACAGAAGGAGAGAAUACAGAUAGUUGGAGUUGGUUUUUGGCAUGUAUCCAAGUUGGAGUAACACAAAGGAAAGGGUUGUGUCUGAUUUCUGAUCGUCAUCCUGGCAUUAUAGCUGCUGUCAAUGAAACAUAUUCGGGAUAG
Molecule: messenger RNA, 1296 nt
Organism: Vitis riparia (riverbank grape)
Lineage: Eukaryota; Viridiplantae; Streptophyta; Magnoliopsida; Vitales; Vitaceae
Exons: 1
Coding region: 1-1296 (431 amino acids)
Source: RefSeq, a predicted model, not a curated record